Messenger RNA from Arvicanthis niloticus (Nile rat), 341 nucleotides. Lineage: Eukaryota; Metazoa; Chordata; Mammalia; Rodentia; Muridae. The record is from RefSeq and is a predicted model, not a curated record.
AGCUGAACCGGAGGAGUGUCAGUUCUCCCAGCAUGAACAGAUUGUCAGGAAGCAGACAGGAGCUUAGCCCAUCCCACAGCCUAGGCAGCAACAAGGGCCGAUGGGAAAGUCAACAGGAUGUGUCCCAAACACUGGUUUCCAGAGGGAUAACUCCAGGUCCUCCAGCUCUCUCUGUCUCACCCCAAAAUAACCAGUCUUCUGAUCCUGGACUGGGAGGCUUGGCAGCCUCUUACUUGAACCCAGUGAAGUCCCUGGUGCCACAGAUGCCAAAACUGCUGAAGUCUCUCUUCCCUGUUCGGGAUGACAGAAGGGGCAGACACUCAUCUCCCCUUGCACACCAG